CGUACACUUUAAGGAAGUUACUCUGUCUGAAACAGGAAACAUAAAACAACCUUUUGUGCACUUGGAGAAGAACACGAAAGUCUCGAGAGUUCAGGAAACAUUCACUGCUGCAGAGGACAAUGUAUAGUUCUUUCUUCGUGGUCGUGUGGAUGUCUGCGUUUUUCUUCUCUUCUGUAUAUGCAAAAAUAAGCAGGCCAAUGUUGUUUCUGGACAGUACUGUUCAUGUGGCACUGAGGGGUGACAAUCUGGACAUCAGAUGUACGAUCCACAAACCAGCAAACAUGAGCGCCAACUUUGUGACAUGCUUUAAUCCUCUCGGCCAAAAAAUAUACAGAUCUAACCUCCCUGCGACUCCCGUCCAAGAUCAAGAGUUUAAAAAGACAAUUCAACUGAUAAACCUGAUUGAGUCUGGAGAAUACGUUUGCUGGUAUGAAACAGCCAAGGUGUACUGGUUUCUACUAGUGAGAGACCAUGGCUACACAGAUACCACGACGUUGGACUACACAGAGUUCAUCACUCUGUCCAUUCUCACAGGCCUGCUGCUGGUUUUCAGUGUGCUGGGAUCACUCUAUGUCUUCACAGGAAAUUGGAAAGAACAAAUAACUGUGAACUGGAUCAACGGUGGGAAACAAAACCCGAACCGGGAAGAACGGAAGAGAAGAAAAACAGAAGAAGAUAGCGCUGAGAAUACGAAAACUUCUUCCACAUCGCACUAUGCUAGCCUACAAAUACGACCAAGGUCCAUUUACGAUGAACUGGAGCUCUCAGGUAGAAACAGGGAAGAAGACCAGAUACAAACAAAUCCUGACAAGACAGAAACACAGAACACGAUUCAGCAGAACAGCGCAGUGGAAUAUGAGUCGGUCUAUGAGAACAUUCAAUUAUAAAUACUAAAAGGAUAUCGUCACACCACAUUAUACUGUAGAUAUCCAACCCUGUUGUGUUAUUAUCUCAGAAUGCCAUGGAUUAUUAGCUGGUAAAGUGAACAAUUUCUAAAACUUUAAGACUGUGAAAUGAUGUGUUUGGACUUUUUGAAGUAAAAAUAAACAUAAAAGCAAAGGCACUCUCUUUGAAGGUAGUAUGGUAACAGUUAUAACAGUAAUGGUGGCUCACACUCAAACAAAUGACAGAAUGAAGUGUGAUUCACUAUUGAUUGAACUAACAUGCAUGAAAUUUAGAGUUUUCUUCACAAACUGCACAUAAUGCCUGUGUAACUGUAGAAAAGCUGAGUUCUUUUUUCUGCUUGUUUCAAUUUCAAACUUAAUUUUCUUGCUUUGAUUCUCAGUUUUAUUAUAACGUCUUUGUCAAACAUUGGGUUCUGUUCCAUUUUAUCUCUAUCAGGUAAAUCAGAGUCAAAUACACAAAUAUAUCACCUCCACAAAAGGAAUUUGGAAUAUAAUGAAAAUUAUUAUCACAAUUGUUACAGUGAGAUUGUUUAGUUUGGUGGUGACUUGAGAAAUAAAAAAAAAGGUUAACAUGACUUUAAUUUGUUAAAUUCUUCUUUCUUUCUUAAAUCGCUGCUUUUAAAUCGAGUGCUGUCGUCCUUACUAAGGCACGCCUCCUGCUGCUUGGAUUUACCAAUGACAUUGCGAGCCAGUGCUUUCUGAGCCAAUGACAAGGCAGCUGUCAGUUGAACUUCCGGGUUGGUUCGGUGUUGGCGUUUAUUUUGCUGCAUUAACCAUGGCUGCGGAGGCUGAUUUUUUGGCGAGAUAUCGCGCUGUGUCUAAUAAAUUAAAAAAACGUUUUCUUCGUAAGCCCAAUGUUGCAGAGGCAAGUGAACAGUUUGGUCAGUUAGCCAAGGAGCUAAAGCAGCAAGAUUGUCUGCAGUAUGCUGCCUUCUGUAACCUGGCCAUGGCUCGGUGUGAGCAGACUCUUUUUAAUGCACCUGGAGAGGCUUUGGCAUUAACCGAUGCCGCUCGUCUCUUCCUCUUGUCUGAGAAGGAGAACAGGGCUCUGCAGGCGCCGGGCUUUGAUGAGCACCUUCAGGCUGCACUUAACUGCUACAGCUUUGCAAUUAAGGUGUUUAUAGAGAUGAACCAGCCUGUGAUGGCAGCCAGCCUGUGCCUAGAACUUGGAAAUGCACUUAAGGAGAUGAACCGACCAGGAGAGGCCAUUGUUCAUUUUCAGCGGGCGGCAGAGCUGCAGACACAGACGCCGAUCGAAGCUCUGCUGUCAAUGGGAGAAAUAGCCACAUGUAAAAUUCUUACCCGUGACUACGAUGGAGCUUUGUCCAUGUUCACAGAGAUGCAGCUGACGUGUCAGGAGAGAGGCCUGCAGGUACCAGGCACCAGUACCCCUGUUGGUGCAUUUUUGGACAUUGUGGCAAAAUGUGAAAUUUCCAGGGUACUGCUGCUGAUGCUGCUUGAGCCUCCACCUCAGAAGUUGUUACCAGAACAUGCACAGACCCUGGAGAAGUACGCGUGGGAGUCCUUUGACCCUCACAGCCAAGUCACCUUCCUGCCAGAGAAUGUGUUCCUGCUCCUGCAGUCAGUUGUGAUGGCAUGUCAGGAGAAAGACACAGAGUCCCUGAAGGCUCUUCAGACUGAGCUGUGGCCGCUUCUGACUGCUGAGCAGAACCACCUUCUCCACCUGGUGGUCCAGGAGCGUAUUACACCGUCUGGCCAAGGCAUUUAGUCAAAGUUUUUUCUUAUUUCCUUUGGGAACAAUACUCCACAUCAUGGAACAUUCCUGUCUCUGACUGAUUCUUUUAUAAAAGCUCAAGGUCAAAACUUCAGUCAACUUAUUUGCACUCAAAGGUGAAGAGGCUGUUGUUGUACAGAUUGAGAGACUGGUAAAAACCUAACUGCGUCGUCUUAUUCAGUCUCGUGUGUUGACCUUUGUUAGUAUUUUUCUGUGUCGUGAGGCUACAAAACUGGACUGAUGAAUUUAAGGAAAAUGUGUACAAUUGUUUAAUAGACGAGAAGAAGAUGCUUUUGGGUUAUUUGUUUUUAUUAAUAUAAUGAUAUGGCUUUUACUCCAAGAUAAUAACAAACACAACCUUCUAUUGUUUAUUCCUGUAAUGUGGUGAAAGGAAACACCAUUGUCCUCCAUCCCUGGUUCACUUUAUGUUCACUAGUACAAAGUACAUGUACUUUUUUUUAGGAUAGCAGCCAACUACAGACAUGAAAUCAAACAUGAUUAAAAAAAAAACACUCAUUACAAAAUGUUACAAAAAUAUAAUGGUUACAAUGUACAUGAAAAGGAUAUGCGAUACUUCAGUUGUAAAAUAACUAUACAUGAUUAAAACUACAGAAUCUGGAAA
Messenger RNA from Cynoglossus semilaevis (tongue sole), 3262 nucleotides. RefSeq names its product coagulation factor VIII associated (gene f8a). The transcript has 17 exons. Gene Ontology annotation, cellular component: early endosome. The record is from RefSeq and is a predicted model, not a curated record. NCBI's taxonomy places the organism in Eukaryota, Metazoa, Chordata, Actinopteri, Pleuronectiformes, Cynoglossidae. Gene Ontology annotation, molecular function: protein binding. Bases 1612 to 2634 code for a protein of 340 amino acids. Gene Ontology annotation, biological process: vesicle cytoskeletal trafficking.